Drosophila teissieri is the source of this 971-nucleotide messenger RNA. RefSeq names its product low molecular weight phosphotyrosine protein phosphatase 1. Bases 141 to 890 code for a protein of 249 amino acids. The transcript is spliced from 4 exons. Gene Ontology annotation, biological process: protein dephosphorylation. Lineage: Eukaryota; Metazoa; Arthropoda; Insecta; Diptera; Drosophilidae. The record is from RefSeq and is a predicted model, not a curated record. Gene Ontology annotation, molecular function: protein tyrosine phosphatase activity.
UUUUAGUUCGACAUGUGUUUCAGGCAAUUUAAAAACUCAGUCCAGUACAACAUAAGUCUCGAAAAAGAAGUUAGGCAAAUUAGUUUAAAUUAUAGUUGAAAGUGGGAGAGUGAAGUCACAUAGAAGGAACCAAGAGAAAGAUGACUUUCAAGAAAUUACUGUUUGUGUGCAUGGGCAACUCGUGCGGCUCUCCGAUGGCCGAGGUGAUUAUGCAGAAUCUGAUGGUCAAGACGAGUCUCUACUGGGAAGUGGACAGUGCUGGUCUGAGGACAUGGAACACUGGACGCCGACCGAACAAACGCUGCCUGCAAAUUCUGCGGGAGCACGGACUGCGAUCCGAUCACUUUUGUCGUCAGUUCACUGUGAACGAUUUCCUGUACUUCGAUUAUGUCGUGGCAAUGGAUGAGGCCGUGUACAAAGAGCUGCUCCUCUGGGCUGGGGAGAACCGGGCCGACAAACACUGCCAGGUGCUUCUGCUGAGCUCGUUUGGCAAGAAUGGACUGCCCACCUAUAUAGACAGUCUGUCUCCUACCCACAAGCUGAAGAUCUUUCGAUCCGCCUAUUACCGAAUCAAAGAGUGCUGCAAGCAGCUCAUCCUCAGCCAAAAGGUGGACAUAGUUAAGUACGAGCUGCCCAGCACCGAGGACGAUGAUCUCUACUACUCCGGCAAGGAAAAAGCGCCGCAGGAGUCAGCUAGGGCGAACCACGUGCCGGAUGCGAGCCAAAAGAGUUCCAUAUUUCUGCUACCCACGGAUAUCAGAUCCCCCGGCGGACUGAUGUCCUCGUCGACCGACCCGUCCAAUUCGAAGACCUCAAUGCCGUCCUACAGCCAAGGAGUACAGCGAAAACUGUGCCAGAAGUGCGGACAGAAGUUUCUGGCUGCCCUUUAGUGUCUCUGACUAAUAUUCGAAGGCGAAUCAAUUUUGCGCUAAGAUUGCGUAGCGUAUGAAAUAAAAUGAAAUUGACUUUUA